AUGGAGUUCAACAAAGUGCAACAUCCUGCUCCUGGGGAGGAACAACUUCGAGCACCAACAUGCGCUCAGGGCAAUCCAGCUGGAAAGCAGCUUGGCAGAGCAGGGCCUGGGGCUCCUGAUGUGCACCAAGCUGAACAUGAGCCAGCAACCUGCCCUUGCACCAGAGAACAUGCAGAAUCAGCAAAAGCACCUGAGCCUUCAAAACCUGAAAAAUCAACUGAACCAGCUAAGACAACUCAACAGGAAGAGCAACAGGAACUCCAAGAUGGGAAAGAAGAUGCUAAUGCACAGAAGCCAACACAUCUGGGUCCCCAAACAAAUGAGUACGCUGAUGCCCAGCUUCAAGAGAUUGUCAAAAAAUUGCGUGAAAGGGCAAAUGUCUAUAAGGAAAAGCUGAAUGACCCAGUGAUAUCUUCACCUGAAGCAAGUCCUCCAACUUGUAAGUGCCUCUAGAAAUAGCUAUGCAUUUGUUCAAAAGAGGAGGCAGAAGCAAAGCCAGAGGAGGAUCAUUACUGUGAUAUGCUGUGCUGUAAAUUCAAAAAACCUCCACUGAAAAAAUACAUGGAGUAUAUGAAGCUACCAGAUACCAUUGACUCAUACACAGAUCGCCGUUAUGUGGCGUGGCUCAUGCUUGUGACAAUUGCCUAUAACUGGAACUGCUGGUUCAUUCCCCUGCGCUACGUGUUCCCAUAUCAAACCCCCAGUAACACCAUAUACUGGUUUGUCAUUGACGUCAUGUGUGACAUCUGCUACCUGUGCGACUUGAUAAUUUUCCAGCCCCGAGUGCGGUUUAUCAAAGGGGGAGAUAUAAUAGUAAACAGAGCAGAAACAGAGAAAUUCUACCGCAGUUCUCUGAAGUUUCGGCUUGAUUUGAUAUCAGUGUUUCCAUUUGAUAUUUUAUACUUCUUCUUUGGAUUUAAUCCAGCACUUCGAGCAAACAGGAUGCUUAAGCAUAACACAUUCUUUGAGUUUAAUGAUCGUUUGGAAGCUAUUAUGGAAAAAGCAUACAUCUACAGGGUCAUUCGAACAACUGGAUACUUGCUGUUUAUCUUGCACAUUAAUGCAUGCCUGUAUUAUUGGGCUUCAGACUAUGAAGGAAUUGGCAGCACUAGAUGGGUGUAUGAUGGCGAAGGAAACAUGUACCUGAGGUGUUACUACUGGGCAGUUCGUAGUUUAAUCACCAUCGGUGGCCUUGCAGAACCACAAACGCUGUUUGAGAUAAUCUUUCAACUGCUGAAUUAUUUCAUGGGUGUCUUUGUCUUCUCCAGUUUAAUUGGUCAGAUGAGAGACGUAAUUGGAGCAGCAACAGCAGGGCAGAACUAUUUUCGUUCCUGUGUGGACAACACUGUCUCCUACAUGAACACCUAUUCUAUUCCAAAAUUGGUGCAGAAUCGUGUUAGAACCUGGUAUGAAUACACAUGGGACUCUCAAGGAAUGCUGGAUGAAUCAGAAUUACUGGAGCAGAUGCCAACCAAAAUGCAUUUAGCUGUUGCAAUUGAUGUGAAUUUUGCCAUUGUCAACAAAGUGGAUUUAUUCAAAGGCUGUGAUACCCAGAUGAUAUAUGACAUGCUGCUGAGAUUGAAAUCCAUUGUAUAUUUACCUGGUGACUUUGUCUGCAAAAAGGGAGAGAUUGGCAGAGAGAUGUACAUCAUCAAACAGGGUGAAGUUCAAGUCCUUGGAGGCCCUGAUGGUACCAAAGUCCUGGUUACACUAAGAGCAGGAGCUGUAUUUGGGGAGAUCAGCCUACUAGCUGCAGGUGGAGGAAAUCGAAGGACUGCCAACGUGGUGGCUCAUGGUUUUGCCAACCUUUUCAUUCUGGACAAGAAAACACUCAAUGAAAUCUUGGUGAACUAUCCUGACUCAGAAAAACUUCUCAUGAAGAAAGCAAAGGUGCUCCUGAAGCAGAAGGGGAAACCUGCUCCGGGACCACCAGUGCAACAACCACGGGGCUUGGCCGGUCUCUUUGGGCAGAAACAGGAAACUCCGAAAUUGUUUAAAGCAAUGCUUGGAGGGAAAGGAAAAGAAGGCCUUGCUAAGCUGCUGCAGCUGAAGAAACAAGAAGAAAUUCAGGAAACUCAAACUGUAACAGAGACCAAGCCAAAAGAAGAGGAGAAGAAACCUGUGGUGCCCGCAGCCCCCUCCACACCCCCUGCUCAAAAGGAAAAGCCACAGGCAGAUGCUAAGCCUGCAGUUAUGCAGAGAGCAACCAGUAAGGAGUCUCUGAUCAUUAGUAUGACACCAUCCCCCAAGCCAGGAGAAGGAGAGAUCCUUAAAGUUGAAAUUAAAGAGAAAGAAAAGAAAUAG
Messenger RNA from Onychostruthus taczanowskii (white-rumped snowfinch), 2304 nucleotides. It is a transcript of the gene CNGB3, whose product is annotated as cyclic nucleotide gated channel subunit beta 3. Gene Ontology annotation, cellular component: plasma membrane; intracellular cyclic nucleotide activated cation channel complex; photoreceptor outer segment. Gene Ontology annotation, molecular function: intracellularly cGMP-activated cation channel activity; cGMP binding; protein-containing complex binding. The record is from RefSeq and is a predicted model, not a curated record. The transcript has 17 exons. Gene Ontology annotation, biological process: monoatomic cation transmembrane transport. NCBI's taxonomy places the organism in Eukaryota, Metazoa, Chordata, Aves, Passeriformes, Passeridae.